Molecule: messenger RNA, 1108 nt
Organism: Sorghum bicolor (sorghum)
Lineage: Eukaryota; Viridiplantae; Streptophyta; Magnoliopsida; Poales; Poaceae
Exons: 2
Coding region: 357-962 (201 amino acids)
Molecular function (GO): zinc ion binding
Source: RefSeq, a predicted model, not a curated record
GUCCAUAUAACCCCCUGAAGUAUUGGCACUUUCUCACAUCAUACCCCGAACUUUGAAACCGUCUAACGACCACAUUAAACUAUGCCAAACCGUCUACUUGACCCCCUCGGCCGGUUUUGCUCCCUGGUUUUGCGUACGUGGUGGCUGAGUUGGACAGUGGUUUCCACGGUGGCCGCGGGACCCCACUCGUCAGGCCGCUGGAGGGUGAAAUACGCCUCCCCCUCCCUCUUUGCUGUCUUCCUCUCGCUCUCACUCCGACGGCACCUACCGGAGCUAGGGUUUCCGGCGACGCAGAAGACGGUGGAGGCGGAGGUGAAGAGGGUGGAGGCGAAGCUCGGAGCUGCAGCGGUGUUCCCAUGGCGGAAUCCAGCGCCCGUUCUUCCUCACGGCAAUCUGGCUCAACCGGCAAUGGUGGGGGCGCCGGUGUUGUGGUGAGUGGCUCUCCCAUCCGGUAUCGCGUCGGCCCCUUCUUCUACGAACCACCGGUGAAGUGCAAAUGCCGCAACUCGAAGAAGUGUCCACGGUGGAUCUCCUGGAGCGUGGACAACCCCGGCCGUCGCUACUACCGUUGCCAAAUGGCCAAUACGAGUGAGGAUUGUGGUUUCUUUGAGUGGUUGGAUCCACCCUGUUCUCCAUGGAUGAGGGAGGUUUUGCUGGACAUGAAGGCAGAAGUCUUCAAGUUGAAGAGGGAGAGUGGACAAGCUGUUGGUGAUGAGGAGAUUUCAGAGAUUCAACAGAUGAACCAGACAUUGCAGAGGCAACUGGUGAACAUGGAUGCAGACCUGGAAUCCCAGAAAGAAGAGGUGAGGAAGAAAGAUGGGGAACUGGCUCUGAAGUGCUUGGAGUUAGUUGAACUGCAGUUGAAGCUGAAGGCAGCAAAGAACAAUUGGAGCACUUGUUCUGUGUUUAUGAUUGUAUUUGUGAUGGGCAUUUUCUGUGCUUUGUUUGGCAAGAUGAUGUAAUGGCAUGUAAUAUGUGGUAGCUACUGUUGAACUUGUAGUAUGACAUGUAGUAUGUGGCAACUAUGUUUUGCAUUCCUUUCAAUUCUCAGCAAAUUGUGUACUGUCUGUGUCAAUCAUGAUAAGAAAUUCUGGAAUUGAAUGGCAAA